Ooceraea biroi (clonal raider ant) is the source of this 942-nucleotide messenger RNA. It is a transcript of the gene SsRbeta, whose product is annotated as signal sequence receptor beta. NCBI's taxonomy places the organism in Eukaryota, Metazoa, Arthropoda, Insecta, Hymenoptera, Formicidae. The record is from RefSeq and is a predicted model, not a curated record. Gene Ontology annotation, cellular component: membrane; endoplasmic reticulum.
ACAACAUGCCGGAAGUACCGGCGUUGUACAUAUCAUCCGUGUCGGAAACGUGGCAACGAACGGAGCGCUGUUGGCACUCCUCGCGAGUGUUUCUCGUGGCCUUUUGGUUCUCGAGUUGUGUGUGAAGUGCUGUAAAGUGAUCGAGUGACGCGAGACGUUUCGCUUGUUAAAGAGACUAUUAACAAUUAUUGAUCAUUAGACGCUUUCUACAGAAAAACAAUGAAGUGGUACAUUGUACUCACAACACUUAUGUUAUGCGCAGCUGCGUACACAGAGGAAGAGGAGGAGGCUGCUAGACUAUUAGUUUCUAAACAGAUACUUAACAAAUACUUAGUAGAAAAUAUGGAUAUAGUUAUUAAGUACACUAUUUACAAUACUGGUAACGUAGCUGCAUUGGAGGUUGAGAUCACAGACAACUCGUUCCAUCCAGAUCACUUCACUCAUGUAAGUGGAGAAUUGAACGCCAGAAUUGAUCGUGUGCCUCCUUACACUAAUGUGAGCCAUACAGUAGUGGUAAGACCGCGCAAAUACGGCUACUUCAAUUUCACUUCGGCCGAAGUACUGUAUCGUCGCAAGGAAGACGCUCCCAGACUACAGGUAGCCGUGAGCAGUGAGCCUGGCGAAGGACUCAUUGUGGCAUAUAGGGACUACGACAAACAAUUUUCGUCCCAUGUCGUUGAUUGGGCCGCAUUCGCCGUGAUGACUCUACCUUCUUUACUUAUCCCGUUCGCUUUGUGGUACUCGAGUAAAUGUAAAUACGAAAAACUGUUGAAAACCACGAAGAAACACUGAUCACGAAUAUUGAGAUUCCAAAUGUUGCAAUGCUACCUUUUUCAAAAUAUAUUUCUAGGUCAUUUAAUAAAUUUUCUUAUACCAUGUAAGAAAUGUCACUGUUCCGCUAUAUAUUUACUUUUAUAAUAAACAUUAUUAUUUAUGAUGGAA